UAAGACCACUUUUUUAUUGAAAGAAUGGCAAGGUCACCUAUCGGUGUCAAAAAAGGAGAAAAGACAAGCAAGCUAAAAGACUCUGAACUUGGUACAGAAUAUGACACUACCAACUUUUCCCGGCAUUCAAACAUCUAUAUCGAGGCGAAGAAACAUCUAUCUGAGAUGAUAACAAAUGGGGAGGAGAAUGUGGAUCUUUCAUGCCGAAGGGUUUCAAAAUCCUUAGGUAGGAUUCUUUCUCUCCCGGAGUAUAAUUCUUCCCCUUUUGGCAGCCCCGGGAGGAACUCAGAGUCUAGUUUUAUAACUGCACAGAUGAGGUUUUCUGGCUCUGACAAAUUGCAAAAUGUGAAUGCAAAUGAUCUACACAACUAUGUCAACCAUCUAAGUCAAGUAGAAGAGGAACCUGAAAGCCAGCUUGGCGUUUUGAAUAGCAAAACCAUCGAUGAAGUCCGUGGUGACAAUGCAAUUUCAAACAGCAUUGACACUUGUUUGAAUGAUGAUUGUUCUACUAAAGAAGAAAUGAACUCCAAAGAUGGUGUGAAUAUUGUUGAAGACACAAAAAUUAUGGUUCAGGAAGAAAGCAAGCUCUCGGAUGCUUCUUCUGAAACAAGUGACCCUUCAAUUACUAGAGAUGACAAAAAUGUUGACAUACCUGAAGUAUGUGAUGAAAAACAAUAUCCCAAAUGCUUGAAACAGGUACUAUAUAUCUUACGUCUCAUCGAGCUAAUUUUCUUUUUUAUUUCUGUAGGAUUCAUCGGAAGAGGAUCAACAGCCUUUUCUCCAUUAGAAUCUCCAGUCGCCAAAAAGGUUGAUGGUCUAGAGAGUGUUAAUGAUACACAAGAGAGGCCAAGUCCUGUAUCUGUUCUUGACCCAAUAUUAACCGAGGAUGUUUCCAGCCCGGGCAGCAUCAGAUCACGUUCUGGUGAAACAUCCAUACAGCCGAUAAGAAUUCGAUUCGAAGAACAUGGACCUAUACUACCCACAAAUCAAAGUAAUCAUAUCAAAACUUAUAUGGAUGACAAGGAACUGAUAUUCGAGAACGUAAAGGCCAUGCUUCAACCCUCAACUUUCAACUGGGAUGAACUCUACGUCAGGUCCUUUUCUUCUGAACUUCUUCUUGAUCCAUUGUUGCUUGACGAGGUAGAAUACUUUCCAAACCAGCUUUGCCCCAACCAAAAACUGCUCUUUGAUUGCAUUAAUGAAGUUCUCAUGGAGGUUUGCGAGUACUAUUUUGGUUCCCUUGGUGUGUCAUUUGUUAAACCUAAUAUCCGUCCGAUCCCCAACACAAAAAACACCAUUGAAGAGGUCUGGCAAGGAGUUCAUUGGCAUUUGCUCCCAAUACCACACCCUCGGACUUUGGACCAGAUAGUCAGAAAAGACAUGGCUAAGAGAGAAAUAUGGAUGGACCUUGGACUCGACACCGAUUGUAUUGGUCUUGAGAUGGGUGACACCAUCCUCGAAGAUUUAGUGGAAGACACCAUAACUAGCUACAUAUAUGAAACUCUAGAACUGAAUAUGAUGCUGAAGAACUACAUGACUGACACCAACUCCUAAAAGGCAAAUGACCGAGUUCCGUUCACUGAAAGCAAGCUAAUAAAGCCCUCCGCAUGGGAAGGAUGGCCGCCCCAAAACAAGAGGGAUUCAUUAACUCCCCGUAUAACUGUUUUAUCCCAUGAUCCAAUGGUUUACUGUAACAAUGCCAUCAAUAACCAUUAACCAGGAGAUCAUUCAAGCAGCUAGCGACCGCAUAGUCCAAAGAGAUCCUUUCUGCAACUGCUCACAAGAAUCAGCAAGAAAUACUUGAUUUCAGAGGCAUUUCUCGGCUUAGUUGUACGAGUGAGGAAAAGCCAUUGUUUCUCAUUGUAGAAUUUAUAGGGUUUGGUGUGUGUGUGUGUUAGUUUGAUUGAUUUCAUUCGUUCUUGGGCUUGUUUAACUGGUGUGUUCUUGUUGUAUUUGUGUGCUUUGGGUAUUUAGAGUUAUGAGUGCUUAUUGCUUAUUUGAUAAUGAGGUAGGGUUUCACAUGCCUGUAUAAGUAUGUAUCU
Messenger RNA from Hibiscus syriacus, 2042 nucleotides. RefSeq lists its product as uncharacterized. The transcript has 4 exons. The coding region runs from base 25 to 1554 and encodes 509 amino acids. The record is from RefSeq and is a predicted model, not a curated record. Lineage: Eukaryota; Viridiplantae; Streptophyta; Magnoliopsida; Malvales; Malvaceae.